Molecule: messenger RNA, 769 nt
Organism: Mesorhabditis belari
Lineage: Eukaryota; Metazoa; Nematoda; Chromadorea; Rhabditida; Rhabditidae
Source: the annotation of a GenBank genome assembly
AUGGAGCUGCGGUGGAGCCUCGGUGGAACGCGAGGUGUGGGUGGGAUGUGGCUUCUUUUCGUCCUUCUCCCACUCUUUGCCACCAUCACUGCUGCGAUUUCAGGAGAAAGCAAGAUGAUGCCACUUCUUGAGCUCGAAGAAGGCGAUGAACCGAUUUAUUUGGCAGUGAAACGAGCGCCCGCGAUACCGUUCCAGGGUGGCAUGUAUGGGAAGAGGGCGGCUUUGCCAUUCCAAGGUGGAAUGUAUGGAAAGAGAGCAACGAUGCCAUUUGGCGGGGGAAUGUACGGGAAACGAGCUGCACCCAUGGUACCCUUCUCUGGUGGAAUGUACGGUAAAAGAGGCGAUCGAAUGCUGCGAUCGAUGCCGUUCAGCGGGGGAAUAAUCUUGGCUUCGUCGGGGCCGAGCGUGGCCGGCAAGUCGCCCGCUGGCUCAACCUCGAGUGCUUCAUCGAUGAUGUCAGCAUCUCCGACUCCAUCACUGCCAGCGACUCCUUCACGAAAACUCCCCAAAUACACAUCCAUCGAUCUUGAGUCCGAAUUACCGCAAAUUUUUAGCACAAAUCUCAAUCCAAAUUUACAUGAUCCGGACAUGACGAAUUUCUAUGGACAUCCGAAUUUGGGAAGAUAUCCACGCUCAAAGGGAAGCUCUUCACGCCACAGCCCUCCACCCCUCUACCAGCAUUCGCCUGCAGGAGUGACCCCACCGGGUUCCCCUCGUUUCUCAUUCUCGGUCUCUCGUGGUCCAUCUCGUCCUCGCACGAUUGUCCUUU